This is a messenger RNA of Cygnus atratus (black swan), 4158 nucleotides long. RefSeq names its product PAX interacting protein 1 (gene PAXIP1). Gene Ontology annotation, biological process: positive regulation of transcription initiation by RNA polymerase II. Bases 95 to 3316 code for a protein of 1073 amino acids. NCBI's taxonomy places the organism in Eukaryota, Metazoa, Chordata, Aves, Anseriformes, Anatidae. The transcript is spliced from 21 exons. The record is from RefSeq and is a predicted model, not a curated record. Gene Ontology annotation, cellular component: nucleus.
GGACGCGCCGAGAGGGAGACCCGGGCCCCGCAGGGCUCCUCACGGGGACGGCGCGCGGGGGGGGGUCGCGGCGGCGGCUCCGACGGCCGGCACCAUGUCGGCGGACGAGGACGAGCUGAAAGUCCCGGAGGAUAUGUUCAAAGACGUCAAGUUCUUCACCGUGGGGGACAUCGACCCGAAGGUUAUUCAGCUUCUGAAGGCUGGGAAAGCAAAGGAGGUUUCUUACAAUGCACUUGCUUCUCAUAUUAUUUCGGAAGACGGGGACAAUCCAGAAGUUGGAGAAUCUCGUGAAGUUUUCGAUCUCCCGGUGGUAAAGCCUUCCUGGGUGACCUUGUCUGUUCGCUGUGGAGCUCUUCUGCCUGUAAAUGGCUUCUCUCCAGAAUCAUGUCAGGUCUUUUUUGGAGUCACUGCCUGUCUCUCUCAGGUUUCAUCUGAAGACCGAAGCACGCUGUGGGCUUUGAUUACUUUUUAUGGAGGGAAUUGCCAGCUGAGCCUAAAUAAGAAGUGUACUCAUUUGAUUGUGCCUGAGCCGAAGGGGGAGAAAUACGAAUGUGCUUGUAAACAUGACGUCAUUAAAAUUGUGACACCAGACUGGGUACUGGAUUCUGUAGCUGAUAAGUCUCGAAAAGAAGAGACUCCUUAUCAUCCUCGCUUAAUUAUAUACGAGGAGGAAGAAGAGGAGGAGGAGGAAGAGGAGGAAGAAGCAGAAAAUGAAGAGCAAGAUUCUCAAAAUGAAGCCAGUACUGAUGAAAAAUUAUCAAGCCCAGCAUCUUCCCGAGAAGGGUCACCUUUGGGUGAUCAAGUUUUCUCGCCAAAAUCUACUACUGCUGAUAAGGCAAAAGGGGAACUGAUGUUUGAUGAUUCUUCAGAUUCUUCUCCGGAAAAGCAAGAGAGGAAUUUGAAUUGGACGCCAGCUGAAGUUCCCCAGGCAUCCACAGCAAAGCGUAGGUUGCCUCAAGGGAAAGACUCCGGGUUAAUUAAUUUAUGUGCCAAUGUCCCGCCAGUGCCAGGGAAUAUCUUGCCUCCGGAUAUGAGAGGCAAUUUGAUGGCUUCGGUCCAAGGUGCCCAAAGUUCUGAUCGACAAGAAAUGAUGGCUGCGUGGAGCCCGGCAGUGCGGACGUUAAGGAAUAUUACUAAUAGUGCUGAUAUUCAGCAGAUUAAUAGACCGUCAAAUGUAGCACAUAUCUUACAAUCACUUUCAGCACCUACAAAAAGCUUAGAACAACAAGUAAAUCAUAGCCAACAGGGACAUCCAAACGCGGUGCUGUUUAGCCAAGUGAAACUAACACCAGAGACACAUUUGUUACAGCAGACACAUCAAGCACAGCAGCAACAGCACCAUCCUCUUUUACAUCUUCAACCUCAACAACUUAUGCAGCUACAACAGCAGCAGCAGCAACAGCCCCAGAUCUCCCAGCAGCCUUUCCAGCAGCAACAGACUCACCAGUUUCCACAACAGCAGCAGCAGGUUCAUCAGCAGCACCAGUUCGCACAGCAGCAGCUUCAGUUUCCGCAGCAGCAGUUGCACGCCCAACAGCAGCUCCACCGUCCUCAGCAGCAGCUCCAGUUCCAACAGCAGCAUGCUUUGCAACAGCAGCUUCAUCAGCUGCAGCAGCAGCAGCUCCAGCAGCAACAGUUGCAGCACCUCCAGCAACAGAACCUCCAGCAACAGCAGCUGCAGCAUCAGCAGCAGCAGAUUCAGCAGCAGCAAUUACAGCAGCAGCACCUACAGAGGUUACACCAACAGCAUCAGCAGCAGCAAAUGCAGAACCAGGCAGCACAGCACUUAACUCAGACACCUCAAGCACUACAGCAUCAGGUCGCGACCCAGCAGCAGCAACACCACCAGCAGCAACAGACACAACUGCAACAGCAGCCGCUUUUUGGGCAUGAUCCUGCAGUAGAAAUUCCAGAAGAAUAUUUCCUGCUGGGCUGUGUCUUUGCAAUUGCUGAUUACCCAGAACAGAUGUCUGAUAAACAGCUGUUAGCGACCUGGAAACGGAUCAUUCAAGCACAUGGUGGGACAGUGGACCCUACACUUACAAGCAGAUGCACACAUCUUCUCUGUGAAAGCCAAGUCAGUAACAUGUAUGCUCAGGCUUUAAGAGAAAGGAAGAGAUGCAUAACGGCACAUUGGCUGAACUCAAUCUUGAAGAAGAAGAAAAUGGUACCACCUCAUCGAGCCCUUCACUUCCCAGUGGCAUUUCCACCAGGAGGAAAGCCAUGCUCUCAACAUAUAAUCUCUGUGACAGGAUUCGUUGAUAGUGACAGAGAUGACCUCAAACUAAUGGCCUACCUAGCAGGUGCCAAAUACACAGGCUAUCUGUGCCGCAGCAACACAGUUCUCAUCUGCAAAGAACCCAGUGGCUUGAAAUAUGAGAAAGCCAAAGAGUGGAGAAUACCCUGUGUAAAUGCACAGUGGCUCUGUGACAUACUGCUAGGAAACUUUGAAGCUUUACGGCAGAUACAGCACAGCCGCUAUACAGUAUUCAGUCUUCAAGAUCCGCUUUCUCCUAGUCAACAUCUAGUUCUCAACCUUCUGGAUUCUUGGAGAGUUCCACUGAAGGUAUCACCAGAACUUCUAAUGGGUGUGAGGUUGCCUUUGAAACCAAAGCAAAAUGAACCCAGUCUUCAGCCAUCUUCCAAAAGAGCACGGAUUGAAGACCUACCGCCACCUACUAAAAAGCUCACCCCAGAAUUGACACCGAUGGUACUCUUCACAGGAUUUGAGCCUAUGCAAGUUCAACAGUACAUCAAGAAACUGUAUAUCCUGGGAGGCGAAGUAGCAGAAUCAGCCCAGAAAUGCACCCACCUCAUUGCCAGUAAAGUGACCCGCACUGUCAAGUUCCUGACAGCAAUUUCUGUAGUCAAGCACAUAGUCACUCCGGAGUGGUUAGAAGAGUGCUUCAAAUGCCAGAAGUUCGUUGACGAGCAGAACUUUGUGCUGAGGGAUGCUGAAGCUGAGGUGCUUUUCUGCUUUAGUUUAGAGGAGUCCCUAAAGAGAGCACAAGUGGCUCCGCUGUUCAAGGGAAAAUUCUUCUACAUUACACCUGGAAUUUGUCCCAGUCUUUCCACCAUGAAAGCUAUUGUGGAAUGCGCAGGAGGAAAAGUGUUAUCCAAACAGCCUUCUUUUCGAAAACUCAUGGAGCAUAAGCAGAAUAAAAGUUUGCCAGAGAUAAUCUUGAUUUCCUGUGAAAAUGACCUUCACUUAUGUCGAGAAUAUUUUGCUAGAGGCAUAGAUGUCCACAAUGCUGAGUUUGUCCUGACCGGAGUACUUACUCAAACACUGGAUUAUGAAUCAUAUAAAUUUACUUGAUGGAUAGUAAAAUGCCUUACUGCUUCGGAGUCCUUGGAGCAUUAAAUCUAGCUGUUCAGCCAUUGUACAAAGUAACUAAAACUUCCUGUGGAUGCUGUUUUCCAGCUGUUUACCUAAGGAUGAAGAGCAGUUUAAAGCAGGAAAGCAAAAAUCAACUGCAUCUUUUUUAGGAUGUGUAAUUUUAUUAUGAGGAAACAUAAUUUACUAUGUUUUGUAUAAUACUACCAUUUUAAAAGAGCCCACUUUAGGUAUCAUGAUUAGCCAGUUUUUAAACAUUUUAGCAUAAAUGAUGGUACUUCAGCCAAAAGUGUAAUUUGGAUGUAAAAAUAAAAGGGCUUGCUGUCUAUUAAAUUAUGGAUGUUGAAGAUGAAAAUGUUUUGUACUUUAUUUUUAUUUCUUAUACUCUAUUUUCUUUUAUAUUGAUAUUUUGCCCACAUUUUAAAUAAAUGUACUUUUAAAUGUUUUACUCUAUAUUUUAGUGGUGGUUCAUUCUUUUUGAAUAAUGUGCAACAAUGGCACUCUGGUAAGAGUAAAUUACUCAAAUCUUUUUCCAAGCAAUGUAAAAUUAUUUUAAGCUUAUUUUACCAGGUAUGUUUUAAUAUAUAAAAAUCCCACUGCUUUAAAGGGGAAGUUGUUGUAAGUGUAUAAAUGUGUUUUUACUGAAACAAAGGAAUAGCUUGAAGGAAGGAGAAACUAUAAGCUCACAUAUUAUGCUAUUGUGAUAAGUUCUGUUUGUAUAGUGAGUUUUACUAAAUAAAUAUUAAAAUAUCAGUUUUCCCCCAUCUAUAUUCAGUUGUUUUUCCUAACACACACACACAGUUCUCAUAAUCUGACUUUACAUU